AUGACGGAUGCCCGUAAGGUCCCAAAGUUGAUGACGGAUGCCCGUAAGGUCCCAAAGUUGAUGACGGAUGCCCGUAAGGUCCCAAAAUUGAUGACAGAUGACCGUAAGGUCCCAAAGUUGAUGACGGAUGCCCGUAAAGUCCCAAAGUUGAUGACGGAUGCCCGUAAGGUCCCAAAGUUGAUGACGGAUGCCCGUAAGGUCCCAAAGUUGAUGACGGAUGCCCGUAAGGCCCCAAAGUUGAUGACGGAUGGCCGUAAGGUCCCAAAGUUGAUGACGGAUGCCCGUAAGGUCCCAAAGUUGAUGACGGAUGGCCGUAAGGUCCCAAAGUUGAUGACGGAUGCCCGUAAGGUCCCAAAGUUGAUGACGGAUGGCCGUAAGGUCCCAAAGUUGAUGACGGAUGCCCGUAAGGUCCCAAAGUUGAUGACGGAUGGCCGUAAGGUCCCAAGGUUUAUGACGGAUGGCCGUAAACCAGAACCAGGGUACCCGGACAAAGUAAUCAAAGAGUGA
This is a messenger RNA of Frieseomelitta varia, 507 nucleotides long. RefSeq lists its product as uncharacterized. The coding region runs from base 1 to 507 and encodes 168 amino acids. The record is from RefSeq and is a predicted model, not a curated record. Lineage: Eukaryota; Metazoa; Arthropoda; Insecta; Hymenoptera; Apidae. The transcript has 2 exons.